AUGCCUCGCAUUCCUACCACCGUCACCAACUUCCACUCCAAGGAGGCUCAGACCAAGACGGUCAAUAAGCUCCGAGUCCUCAUCUCUGGAUUCAAGAAGCAGCCCGCCCACGGCAAGGUCGAGACUGAGGAGGUCCCUGUGAAGAACUGGCUUCCUGAGGACAGCCACGCCACACCACAUGAAGGUCGCCAACGAGAUUCUAUGAGCCACACACCUAACAGCGUCGUACGACAUGCUAUGCAACAACAAUAUCGCGCCGGAGCCAAGUCAGGCUCCGGCAACAACAAUCAAGCCCCCGAUAGCUUGACCGGCAUACCGCACAUUCCGUAUGUUAGAAUACCGAGACGACAGACCUUCGCGCUAUGUUUGGGAUACACCGCAUCGCGCCUUGGUCUGAGUACCGCCGCGCGACGGGCACAGAAGCUGUUCAUCGAGCAACGGUGGGCAUUCUGCCCGGGACUGCCAGGUGGCUUCAAGGGAUCAGAAGUGCCUCGAGGCUUCUGUUUUCAGACAAUUCGCCACUGCUUGUACCGGUACUGCAACCCUCCUUCGCAUUUGGUCUGGAAGCCAAACCCCCCCAAAACUCAAAAAGCACGUCAACCUAUUUUCGGCCCUAGUCUAGUCCAGUACACCAGCUGUGAUAAUGGCAUCGUAUCCACUACAGUUCAGAGAAACCAAUAG
Messenger RNA from Truncatella angustata, 681 nucleotides. RefSeq lists its product as uncharacterized. The record is from RefSeq and is a predicted model, not a curated record. Bases 1 to 681 code for a protein of 226 amino acids. The transcript is spliced from 5 exons. NCBI's taxonomy places the organism in Eukaryota, Fungi, Ascomycota, Sordariomycetes, Amphisphaeriales, Sporocadaceae.